AUGCACAGCGACAUCGACAGGCUCAGCACACCAUCCCCCGACUGGCGCGAGAGCCUGAGGCUGAAAGGCAUGGCGCGACGGACGUUGGGGAUUAGCUGCCUUCUUUUGACGGUGUUUCUGUGGACACUGUCCAAUUUCAUGGGAUCGUAUAUAUUCUCCGACAGCACAUACGACAAGCCUUUCUUCGUCGUCUACGUCAACACCUCCAUCUUUGCAAUUGCACUUAUCCCGGUGCCUGUACGGUUUCUUUUGCGACACGGAGUAUCUGGGGCUCGGCGGGUAUUAUCGCAAGCAUGGCGCGAGCAGCCCUCUCUGGGCAGACAGACGACCACCCACACCCGCGGAGGCGAAGACGUGGCGGCAGUGCAGCGACUGCUCGUCGAUGACGAGGUCGGUGUCGAGGGUCUCGGUGGCGGCACGGAAGCCACGGCUACAGAAACAUACGGGAGGGAGCAAGGAGGCCGCUUGGGAGGCGGGAAACUGUCGUUGCGGGAAACGGCGACUCUCAGCCUCGAGUUCUGUCUGUUGUGGUUCACGGCCAAUUACCUCUCGGCGGCAUGCCUGCAGUUCACGAGCGUGGCAAGCGUGACCAUCUUGACAUCGACAAGCAGUGUGUGGACGCUAUUACUGGGUACGGCUAUGGGGAUCGAGAAGUUCACAAGGCGCAAGCUGUUCGGGGUGCUGGCUUCGCUGGCUGGGGUGGCCCUGAUAUCGUCGUUAGACCUCUCUGGUUCGCGCGACGAAGAUAGGGGUUCGUUCCCGCACAAGACGCCGGGAGAAUUGGCCCUUGGCGAUGCGAUGGCAUUGCUGAGUGCAGUCAUUUACGGAGUGUACAUAACGCUGAUGAAGCGCAAGGUGGGCAGCGAGGAAAGGAUGGACAUGCAGUUGUUCUUCGGGUUGGUGGGGACGUUUAACCUGCUGUUGUUAUGGCCACUUUUCUUUAUCUUCCACUGGACUGGCUUUGAGCGGUUCCAAUUGCCGCCCACUGGGACUAUAUGGGGUAUCAUCAUGGUGAACGCGAUGGCGUCGUUCAUAAGCGAUAUAGCGUGGGCAUAUGCGAUGCUCCUCACGACGCCACUGUUGGUAACGGUGGGCCUGUCUUUGACGAUACCGCUGUCGUUGGUCGGGGAGAUGAUUCAAUACGGACAAUACUCGACCUUGUUGUAUUGGAUCGGCGCGGCCGUGGUGGUCGUGUCAUUUCUCUUCAUUAACCACGAAAGCCAGGAGAAUGGCGCGGAGUUGCUUGAGAUUGGGCGGCGGAUAGGCAGCGAGGGCAGAUAG
Sodiomyces alkalinus F11 is the source of this 1281-nucleotide messenger RNA. RefSeq lists its product as hypothetical. Gene Ontology annotation, biological process: regulation of peptide transport. NCBI's taxonomy places the organism in Eukaryota, Fungi, Ascomycota, Sordariomycetes, Glomerellales, Plectosphaerellaceae. Gene Ontology annotation, cellular component: membrane. The transcript has 3 exons. The record is from RefSeq and is a predicted model, not a curated record. Bases 1 to 1281 code for a protein of 426 amino acids.